Messenger RNA from Saccostrea cuccullata (small rock oyster), 1568 nucleotides. RefSeq names its product 26S proteasome non-ATPase regulatory subunit 10-like. NCBI's taxonomy places the organism in Eukaryota, Metazoa, Mollusca, Bivalvia, Ostreida, Ostreidae. The record is from RefSeq and is a predicted model, not a curated record. Bases 165 to 1172 code for a protein of 335 amino acids. The transcript has 5 exons. Gene Ontology annotation, molecular function: protein binding.
AGAACAAUUUUUUGGGGUUCAGAGAAAUGAAGCAAGUGCUGUAAGGAAGAUGGGAUAAUUAUCAGGAAAAAACUAUUGAAUAAAACUGGAAGUCCUUAAAGUGUCAUGAUGAUCUUCACCAUCAAUGAUAGCAUUUCCUCUCUUGGACCAUAACGCAAAGCAGCAUGGCUGUGAACACCCAUGUCUUGUCAGCCAUGAAGAAGAAAGAUGUGGAGAGGGCAUCCAUGUUAUUGUUAACUCCGGGAUACGACGUAAACACGAUGUCUAAAUCAGGGACUCCACUUAUCUAUGCCGCUAAAAUGGGUCUUAUUCCACUAAUUGAGAAGCUAGUUGAUCUUGGAGCCAAUGUAAACUGUCUAGACAAAGAAAAGAGAACAGUUCUUCACCAUGCAUGUCAACGUGGUCCAAGGGAGAUAAUUCAAGUACUCAUCAAAGCUGGAUGUGACAUGUACAAGGCUAACUCUGAUGGUGACCUGCCCAUUCAUGUGGCGGCCACCAGUGGUCACACGGAAUCGAUGGAGGAGUUACUGAAGGCUGGUAUGGACAUCAAUGCCCUGAACACCAUUACAGAACAUACUCCCCUGGAACUGGCAGUGUGUUACGAACAAGUCCACAUGGUGGAAUUUCUGUUGGAGAGGAAGGCUAAACUAGAUAUCCCUACGAGGAAGACUAUGGCAGAUACGGCUCUGCAUCAAGCAUCACAAAUGGGAAAUGUGUCCCUGAUCGAGACUUUGUUAAAAUUCGGAGCAGACGUUAACAAGAUGAACACCAGUGGUGAGACCCCAUUCAUUACAGCAGUCACAGACAAUAAGCUGACCUCCAUGAAAACCCUGAUUCAAGCCAACUGUGAUAUAAACAAGUAUAGAUACACUUCUCCUCUUUCCCUGGCUUGUCUGGGAAACAGGCAUAAACUAAUUCGGUACUUAUUAUCAGAGGGAUACAACGUUUCGGCAGAUGAAAGUUUUAAAGAAAUUCUAACAGUCAGGCUGGAGGAAACUGCACCACUGUUGUUGGAACUCGUUCAUUAUAAAUGUGCUAAUCAAGCAACAUUGAAAGAGGCUUGCCGAUUCAAGUUACGCAAGAUUUUAGGUCGAAGAUUAAGUGAAGCUGUGCCACUUCUUUCUCUACCCAAGAUUUUGAUGGAAUGGGUAGUGUCUGAUUUCAUAUACUGAUGAAAACGAAUUUUUAUUUUAUGAUACAGAGUUUUUUUUUUAAGGUUAUACAUACAGUAUUAAGUUUAAACUUUUUAAAAUUACCAUUUAUUUAAUUCUUUUAUGAACUUGAGGCCUUUUCAACAGAACAUUCACAUUAUUAAAGUGCUCUCAAAAAUUCCAUAUACCUUCAACAUAAAUGUUCAUGAGCACUCUUUCUCUCUCUUAAACAGGCCUCUGUUUACUUAGAUUAUUACAUGAAAGGAUCCUACUUUGACCUUUAGUUCUAAACUGACUGUGUGAUGAUAGAACCAAUUCUUUUUGGCAAACUAUUAUUUAAAGAAAUUACAAUUGAAAAUUUACCAGAUCUAAUUUCUGUUACAAUGCAUCAAUUUUUGGUUUAGUUUCAUUUCAUAA